Messenger RNA from Canis lupus familiaris (dog), 1405 nucleotides. It is a transcript of the gene AGER, whose product is annotated as advanced glycosylation end-product specific receptor. Gene Ontology annotation, cellular component: plasma membrane. Lineage: Eukaryota; Metazoa; Chordata; Mammalia; Carnivora; Canidae. Gene Ontology annotation, biological process: regulation of p38MAPK cascade; regulation of inflammatory response. Gene Ontology annotation, molecular function: signaling receptor activity. The record is from RefSeq and is marked validated.
GAAGCCUGGGAAGGAACGAUGGCAGCAGGGGCGGCAGCGGCGGCAGGAGCCUGGGUGCUGGUCCUCAGUCUGUGGGGAGCAGUAGUAGGUGACCGAAACAUCACAGCUCGGAUCGGGAAGCCGCUGGUGCUCAACUGUAGGGGGGCCCCCAAGAAGCCACCGCAGCAGCUGGAAUGGAAGCUGAACACAGGUCGGACAGAAGCUUGGAAGGUCCUAUCUCCCCAGGGAGGUCCCUGGGAUAGUGUAGCGCGUGUGCUCCCCAAUGGCUCCCUCCUCCUGCCAGCAGUAGGGAUCCAGGAUGAGGGGACUUUCCGGUGCCGGGCAACGAGCAGAAAUGGAAAGGAGACGAGGUCCACCUACCAAGUCCGAGUCUACCAGAUUCCUGGAAAGCCAGAAAUCAUCAAUCCUGCCUCUGAACUCAUGGCUGGUGUCCCCAGUAAGGUGGGGACAUGUGUGUCUGAGGGGGGCUAUCCUGCAGGGACUCUUAGCUGGCACUGGGACGGGAAACCCCUCAUACCUGAUGGCAAAGGAGUCUCUGUGCAGGAGGAGACCAGGAGACACCCUGAGACAGGGCUUUUCACACUCCAGUCGGAGCUGAUGGUGACCCCAGCCCAGGGAGGAGCUCCCCACCCCACCUUCUCCUGUAGCUUCAGCCCUGGCCUUCCCCGGCGUCGAGCCCUACAUGCGGCCCCCAUCCAGCUCAACGUCUGGGAGUCUGUGCCUCUGGAAGUCCAAGUGAUGGUAGAGCCAGGUGGAAUGCUAGCUCCUGGUGGUACUGUGACCCUGACCUGUGAAACUCCUGCCCAAUCCUCUGUUCAAAUCCACUGGAUCAAGGACGGCAUGCCCCUGCCCCUUCCCCCUAGCCCCAUGCUGGUCCUCUCUGAGGUGAAGCCUGAGGACCAGGGAACCUACAGCUGUGUGGCCAUGCAUCCCAGCCACGGGUCCCAGGAAAGCCGUGGUGUCAGUGUCGUCAUUGAAACAGACAAAGAGGGGCCAACCACAGGCUAUGUGGAAGGGCAGGGGCUGGGAACUGUCGCCCUGGCCCUGGGGAUCCUAGGAGGCCUGGGGAUAGCUGUCCUGCUCAUCGGGGCCAUCAUGUGGCGAAGACGGCAACGCCAAAGACAGGAGAGGAAGGCCCCAGAAAACCAGGAGGAGGAGGAGGAGGAGGAGCGCACAGAGCUGAAUCAGUCAGAGGAGCCCGAGGCAGCUGAGAGCGGUGCAGCAGGGCCAUGAGGGGCGCCCAGCCAGACCCCAUCUGUCAGCUCCCUUUUCUUCCCCCUUGCUCUCUUCUGUCCCCAGAGCAAUUCUCUCCUGUAUCACCUGUACCCCACCUCACCAAACUUGCCUCCACAACCAGAGCCUCCUACAGUGAUAAGUAAACACCUCACCCAUUUGUUCUCGUGCA